GCGGCGGAGGCCCGUCCGCCGCGGCCCUGAGGGGGCGGGGGCGCCGCUCCCCCUCCCCGGUUCUCUCCCGGUUGCGCCGGUAGCCCCGGCGGGGCCGCUCUGCGGCCCGUUCACCCCGCCGGCCUUCCCCCAGCCCAGCGCUGCCCGCAGCCGAUUGGCGGCACCGAACCCGCUCGUCCAAUGGCGGCGCCGCUCGCCUCAGCGCGGCCGGGACGGGGCGGGGCAGCGCCGGUCCCUAUCCCGUGGAGCGCGGGCGCGCCUCGGCGCGGCGGCCAAUCAGAGCGCGGCUUACAUGCCCCGCGUGGGGGGGCCGGCAGAGAGCGGCGCUGCCAUUGGCUGGGCGCGGCGCGGGGAGCGGUUUGAAUCGGCGGCGGCGGCGGGCGCGGAGCGCGGCCGGGGGAACGGGGCGGGCCCGGGACACCCCCGGGACAUCCCCGGGACACCCCCGAGACAUCCCACAGUAAUGGCAAGGUAUAAGAAAUGCAAACGAAAACGAAGAGCCCGAGCAAAAUUUCGACUGGAGAAGAAGAGCAGUGCUGCAGCCCCCCAGGGAUCUGUUUGUCCCUCUCCAUGGUCACCAGCUCCUCUCCCUCUGAACACCUCAGCAGUCCCAAGGUGCUCCCACUGGCCUUUAGCCUUGCCCAGUGUAAAAAGUGUGGUCAAACCCUUGGCAACAGCAGCAUCAUUUCUGUACUGGUGGUGCCACAGCAGGGUUGCACAGAGCUUUCAGGUGGUUAAAGACACCAUAUUUCCAUCACAAGUCUACUUAAGGGAAUUAAAUACCUUCAGGGAGAAGCUGGAGAAGUUGGAAAGUGAAUUUUCCAAGCUGCAAGCAGCACUCCAGAUGAACGGAGUGGCAGCUUUGUCUUCAGAAAGUUCUGUUUGCCAAAGGUGUCACAAGCCAGUCCUGGGUGCUCCUUUGGGGGCACAGAUGGAUCCUCCACCAGCAGCAUCCGUGCCUGUGUCCAUCCCUCCUCCUCCUCCUCUUCCUCCUCCUCCUCCUCCUCCACCACCGCCGCUGCCUCCACCAAAACUUCCUCCAGCACCUCUCCUCCUCCAACGGGGCACAGCCUCUAAACUGGCACCACCAGUGACAAAGGAUGGCCCCAUGCACAUCACCCUCAAGGACCUCCUGAAUGUUAAACUGAAGAAGACAAACAGCAGCCUGAGAAUGGACAAGGAACAAUCACCAGUGAAGCCACGCAGGGCAUUAAUUACAGUCACAGAUCUACAGAGUGUUAGUCUGAGACCUAAAUCCAAGCCAUCAGCUCACGCUACAAAACCUUUAAUUACCUCCCCUAAAAAUCAGAUUGACCUUCGGAAACACCUGAAGAAAGUUGAUAUACAAAGAAGUCCUGGUGGCACUCCUCUAAAUAGUAAAGAGAACACAGAAUGUGGCUCUGGGCUGACACCAAUAAUGACACGGGCACUGCGGCGCAAGUUUCAGAUGGCUCACCCGAAGAGCCCCUCGCCUGCACGGCUGAGUGCUGCAAACAGCUUUGAUGAAAAGUGAAAAGGGGGUUUAUGGAACAAAGUAUUGUCCAGUUGUGGUCAGGAAGCCACUUGAAUCCCAUUUCUAUCACACUCAGGCACAUGUAUUUGUAAGUAAACGUAGUGCACAGGAAAAUGAGGCAUUAUGGAACCCUGUAAAGCAGAUUGUGAUUUUUAUCUCUCUCUAAUGUCUCUCAAUUUGAUUGCAUCUUGAUUCAUAAUGGAAAAAAAAAGUAGGAAAAUUCCCAAGUCUUUGACACUUGGGUGCUGCUGAAGCAGGGAAUAUUAUAUUCUCAGCACUGGUGCUGCUUGUCAUACAAAUAUGUAUGCGUUUGCUGAAAUUCAGUAUUUUUAUAUCAUUUUUUAACAAAAAAAAAUCUAAUCUUGACGGUAUUUGUACAGUUUCAAAGAAAAUCAACAGUUUAAUGCACUAAUGUUAUUAAUGUGGAAAGAUUUCGGCUGCAAGAUUCAACAAACAGUUGGAGCCUGUGGCUACAAAUGUAUGAGGGCGUUGCACUGUGUAUCACUGCUGGUAUCACUAUUAAAGAGCUGCUCUGCUUAAAGGCGAUGAACUCAAAGCCUCCUUGCGAGUCCAGUUCAGGGGCGGGCAGAGGCUGGGCCUGUCCCACGGCCCGGGACAGGGGCAGAGCGUGAGUCCCGGGGGCACGGCCCGGGACAAGGGCAGAGCGUGAGUCCCGGGGGCACGGCCCGGGACAAGGGCAGAGCGUGAGUCCCGGGGGCACGGCCCGGGACAAGGGCAGAGCGUGAGUCCCGGGGGCACGGCCCGGGACAGGGGCAGAGCGUGAGUCCCGGGGACACGGCCCGGGACAAGGGCAGGGCGUGAGUCUGGGGGCCACAGCCCUGCCCCGGGGGGCACAGCCCUGCCCCGGGGGGCACAGCCCGGUCCCGGGGGCCACAGCCCAGUCCCGGGGGGCACAGCCCAGUCCCGGGGGCCGCAGCCCUGCGCCGGCAUCCCGGGACGGUGCUGGGAGCCGCUCCCGGGCUCACGGCCGUGCGGAUCUGACCCUGGGGACGGCGGGGA
This is a messenger RNA of Prinia subflava (tawny-flanked prinia), 2533 nucleotides long. RefSeq names its product proline rich 11 (gene PRR11). Gene Ontology annotation, cellular component: cytoplasm; nucleus. The record is from RefSeq and is a predicted model, not a curated record. Lineage: Eukaryota; Metazoa; Chordata; Aves; Passeriformes; Cisticolidae. The transcript has 10 exons. Bases 293 to 1513 code for a protein of 406 amino acids.